AUGGUCACUUUGAUCCUUCUCUUCCACUCUCCCCUUCCAACCUUCUCUUCCAAACUAUCCACAAACCUCCUACGUGUGGCUCAACCUAGCACCUCCGUGGCACGACCUACACCGUCGCCACUCUUCCCUCCCUCCGCCGUGAUUGCGCCCUCCUCGCCUGCGGAUCCCACCGCCGCGAGUGCAUCACCGCCCCUCCCCCCCUUCUUCCGCCGCCGCGCCUUCUCUGGCGCCGCCUGCGCAUCCCGCCGCGACGCCUCGUCGUCGCCUCCUCCUCCCCCUGCCGCGACCCCCCGUCGCCGUCUCCCUCCCGCCGCCGCGCCUACUUCGGCGUCGCCCGCGCAUCCCUCCGCCACGGCACCCCUUCGUCGCCUUCCCCUCCCACUGCCACGAAGUCGCGUCGCCGCCCCCCCCCCCCCUACCGCCGCCGCGCCUUCCUCGGCGCCGCCUGCGCAUCCCACCGUCGCGACGCCUCGUCGUCGCCUCCCCCUACCGCCGCCGCGCCUUCCUCGGCGCCGCCUGCGCAUCCCGCCGUCGCGACGCCUCGUCGCUGCCCCCCCCCCCCUACCGCCGCCGCGCCUUCCUCGGCGCCGCCUGCGCAUCCCACCGUCGCGACGCCUCGUCGCCGCCUCCCCCUACCGCCGCCGCGCUUUCCUCGGCGCCGCCUGCGCAUCCCGCCGUCGCGACGCCUCGUCGCCGCCUCCCCCUACCGCCGCCGCGCCUUCCUCGGCGCCGCCGGCGCAUCCCGCCGUCGCGACGCCUCGUCGCCGCCUCCCCCUACCGCCGCCGCGCCUUCCUCGGCGCCGCCUGCGCAUCCCGCCGCCGCCGCGGGUCCACCCGCCGUCGCCCCUCAUGGCCACCACUCCUCCCCCUCUCCCCCCUCCCAUUGACGCCUCCUCCGUCGACAAGCUUCAACUUGCCGCGGACCGCUCGGCGAUCAACUGGCAUUCCUUCGUCGGGAGCAUCCGCCGUGUUCUCCAAGAUGCAUUCGUCGGACCCUACUGCGUCAUCGACAUCCUCCUCCGCCGCCCGCAAGCCCUCCAGCCCACGGCACCCAUUCACCCCGGCGAACCCCCUCCACCCCCCAUUCCUCCUGGUCCUCCUCCUACUGAACCCACCUUGGAAAUCGCCACUACCCCGGCGCUCCAAGAUGCCGCCGAUGCCGCAUUUCUCCACGAUCGCCGCGAAUACCUCAUCCGCAAGGCGGAGUAUGAGGUUGCGGUACAUAACCACGACUUCGCGGUAGCGGAACGCGCCAAUCGCCUGGCGCUCCUUGAUGAGUACAAUACGGCCAUGGUGGACUACCUCCCUCGGAGCAUCGCAUGGGCCACUGCUGAUAACCGCGCCUGCACCGUCCUCCUUGGCGCACUCCCUGGUACCCUUAUGCGCCGUUUCCAAGCUCGCGAGAUGCGCGCCUCCCUCAUCUGGACCGAGCUCCAGGCGAUGUUCGAGCGUCGCGACACCAGCUCUGUCGGCGCCCUGUUCCAAGAGUACUUCUCCAUCACCCUCGCCACCUGUGAUGGCGCAGUUGACUAUGUGGGGCGCAUGCAGGAGGUCGCUGAUCGCCUUGCGGCACGCCAAGCUGCCCUCCCCGAGCCCCUGCAAAUCCACCGCCUCCUCUACAACCUCACCCCGGACUACGAGUCCCGCCUCCAUGCCUUCACUGAGGCCAACCCAAUGGCCGGCCUCGAUGACGUAGUCCAGUGGAUCAUUGACACGGAGGUCAAGCUCCGUACCCCCGUUGUCAACCUUACCACCCCUCAGUCCUCCUCCUCCACCUCCCUCAACACUACGCAGCCGCGCAACCAGGGUGGUCGCAGCGGCGGCGGCGGAGGCCGUGGAGCGGGUGGCGGUGGUGGUGGUGGAGGCCGUGGUGGUGGCGGUGGUGGUAGUGGUGGCCGUGGUGGCCGUGGUGCCGGUGGAGGUGGUGCUGGCAGCACCCCUGGUGGAGGACCCUCCGGUUCUGGUGGUGCUGUGACUCGAGGCGGACGCCCUGGCACUCUCCCCCCAUGCACAUAUGUGCGCCGCCAUGGUCCCCAUGCUGGUACCCCUUGCGGCCAGACCAACCAUCCUCCCACCACGUGCUUUAAGGCACUUGACGAUGCCUGGUUUGAUCGAGGCAACACUGGCACCCCUCCUCGCUGGAACUCGUGGAGCCACUGA
This is a messenger RNA of Closterium sp. NIES-65, 2160 nucleotides long. The record is from the annotation of a GenBank genome assembly. NCBI's taxonomy places the organism in Eukaryota, Viridiplantae, Streptophyta, Zygnematophyceae, Desmidiales, Closteriaceae.